UAUAAACAGAUUAGUUUUCUGUACGUAUUCCUAUCCAUGGCGCAAGCUGAUGAUGUUGGAGAUGCGUGUUGUGAUGUGAUUUAUGAAGAGUGUUGUCCCAAGCUUCCUCCAAAACUUCAAGUCUUCCUUACUUGUAUGGUAACUCCUCUACUAGUUGUUCUAGUCGUCAUGCUUGUUCUAUAUGUCAACCCUAAGAAUCCUGAAUUUUCAGUUGAGAAAUUCUAUGUUUCCGCUUUUAAUAAAACAUCCAGUAAUGCCACAACCAACACCAUAUCCUUUGACAUUAAGCUCCGCAACCAAAACAAGGCCAUCGGCCUUUACUAUGAUGAUCCUGUCAACCUCACUUUCUCAUUUAUCCCUAGAGAAACCAAUAACCAAAUCAUAUGGAAAUACUCGGUGCCAAAGUUUUACCAAGGAAACGCUCAAUCUAGAAGACUCAGAGAUGUAAUCCUGCCACUUGGGGCACCCGAGAUUUCGGUUUUUAACCAGACAUUGGUGGCUGAACAUGCAAGUGUCUUGCCUUCUGGGGUGAUGACGACUGGGCUUGAGCCUUUGCUGUAUUUCAAAGUUGAUUUUGUGACUAAAGUGAGGUUCAGAUUGAUCGGGAAGCACCAUGCAAAAGAACUGGUGGUUAGUGCUGAUGUGCCUAUAGGCGCAAACACAGGUGAGAAAUAUGCCAAGAGGGGGAUUCAGGCGAGUGCGGUGUUAAGAAUCGGUCGGGGUGGCGCUCACGUGGCUGUGAUGGUGGUGCUAACUGCCAUUAACUUCAUAAUUAUGUGAUUGGGGUGUGCUCUCUGCUUCAAGAAAAUUUGUGGAGCAUUUACAUUGUUUAGCUCAAGUGUUAUUGUUUAAUUUUUAAUUUCCUAACCGAAGAAGUUUGAACAAUAUAGUCUGUCAAAAUGAUUGAGAUUUUCUUUGU
Cynara cardunculus var. scolymus (artichoke) is the source of this 919-nucleotide messenger RNA. RefSeq names its product protein NDR1-like. The record is from RefSeq and is a predicted model, not a curated record. The transcript has a single exon. The coding region runs from base 37 to 780 and encodes 247 amino acids. Gene Ontology annotation, biological process: defense response to other organism. NCBI's taxonomy places the organism in Eukaryota, Viridiplantae, Streptophyta, Magnoliopsida, Asterales, Asteraceae.